Messenger RNA from Cottoperca gobio, 1494 nucleotides. It is a transcript of the gene spryd7b, whose product is annotated as SPRY domain containing 7b. Gene Ontology annotation, molecular function: protein binding. The record is from RefSeq and is a predicted model, not a curated record. The transcript is spliced from 6 exons. Bases 16 to 726 code for a protein of 236 amino acids. Lineage: Eukaryota; Metazoa; Chordata; Actinopteri; Perciformes; Bovichtidae.
CAGAGCAACGCAAUCAUGGCGCUUGUUGCUGUGCAGACUUCGCCCUUUUCCGGGUAUACGGUUAACCGUUUCAGUGGCGUACAGAAAAUUCAAAUACACAGAAUCGUCUGUAUUUGCGCACAGCUAGUAGCAAGAAUGGCCGCGAUGUUUACGUGUUGGCUAGGCUGCUGCGGAGAUGGCGGAUCGGGGCAUAUUCCCCUCAAAGAAAUGCCUACAGUUCAGUUAGAUACUCACCACAUGGGCACAGAUGUUGUCAUUGUGAAGAGCGGCCGGAGGAUAUGUGGCACUGGAGGCUGUCUGGCCAACGCUCCUCUGCACCAGAACAAAAGCUAUUUUGAGUUUAAGAUCCAGUCCACUGGUGUGUGGGGAUUAGGUGUGGCGACGCAGAAAGUGAAUCUUAAUCAAGUGCCUAUGGGCAGAGACACAAACAGCCUAGUCCUGAGGCAUGAUGGGUCUGUGUACCACAAUAAUGAAGAGAAGAAUCGCCUGCCUGCAAACAGCCUUCCUCAGGAGGGUGACAUUGUGGGCAUCACAUACGACCACGUGGAGCUGAAUUUAUAUCUGAACGGAAAGAACAUGCAUUGUCCUGCCUCAGGGAUCCGAGGCACUGUAUACCCUGUUGUUUAUGUGGAUGACAGUGCCAUCUUAGACUGCCAGUUUAGUGACUUCUAUCACACAGCUCCACAAGGAUUUGAGAAGAUCCUGUUUGAACAACAAAUCUUCUAAAGGAGAACUUCAGCCUCAACGCCUCUUUACGUCGUCACCUACCCUAUAUCUCAUAGCAACCUCUGUGACACUACAGUUUGACCUUGAUUGGAUAUUAUGUGCGGCUUGAACGCCUCUUGUUUCGCCCCCUCCCUGAUUACUCUGUCUCUCUACUGAUGCUCUGCAUUGACGUGGAGUAUCCUUGAAGGAGUGGAGAUUUCUGAUCAUUGGUCGGCUAUGACUAUGCUGAUGGUUAACUGUCAAAUCAUUACCUUGUGUCAGUGAUCAUCACUCUGUAUUAACUGAAUCACUUGCUGCUUACAUUCUCAAUCAGUGUGUAGAGGCAGGACAGUGGAUGUAAUGGUAAAAUGUUCACAUAUUUCAGGAUCAAAAGCCAUGUUUUAUUGACAUUGCUAUAUACUUUUUCUUUUGGAUCAUGUAAUCUAAAUUUCAUACGGACAUCUCAGCAUACAUACCUGUAUUUAUUUGAGUCACGGACCAGAAUGAUAUCUCUAUGGCAAAUGUGUGUUUUUGUUUUUGUCAGUCAACAAUAUCCCAUUCACUUUUACGUUGCCUUCUUUAAUUCAAAAAUGCAAAGUGGGGAUAUUGCAACACUUUUUAAAUUCAUGUCACUUUUUCAAUUUGAGUUGACACAAAGAUGGUUUAAAAAUACUCCAGUAAAACCAGUGCACAUUCACGGGGACAGCCAUGUCGACUUCUCGCUGAGGUGACGUGAGGGAAAUCAAAGUGAAACAUUUCUUAAAUGGCUGUCGAUAUGUAUUACGCUUG